UAUCCUUAGAAAAGAACUUAUUAUAACAUAACAUAUCACUGCUUUCAUUUAAGAAACGAAGACACAUCUAUAACAAACGUUUAAUUGUUAUUUAAUUAAGAAUGUUUAUUACUUAGUGCCUGAAGUAUGAUCGCGUAAAGUAAACAAUGAUGAUUAGGUAUAUAUAAUGGUUUUUCAACACCAUGAACAUUGUAUACUGUAUAAACAGACCUUGAAUACAUCGCAACGUGUGUUCUCGAGAGCUGAAUAAACAUGAAGCCCACUGAAAAUGAAGGUACGAUGGCCUCAGCGAUCCUAGUGACGGGCGGUGCUGGCUACGUAGGCUCCCACACAGUGGCCUCCAUUCUAGAACGAGAAACGAGUCCAGAUUUUGAAAUAGUAGUCGUAGACAACCUCACAAACUCCUACAGAGCAGAAGGACAGAAGAAACCGGAACCGAUUAGAAUAAUUGAAGAGUUGACCAAUAAGAAGAUUAGCUUCUACGAGUUAGAUCUCAGCGAUAAACAGGCGUUGAGUAAGAUUUUUGAAAAGCACAGCAUAGAAUGUGUGAUACACUUCGCGGCGCUGAAGGCGGUGGGCGAGUCGGUGCAGAAACCUCUGGAGUACUACCAGGCUAACAUUACGGGAACAUGCACGCUGCUAGAGGUGAUGCGCAGUUACGGUGUGUUUAAACUGGUGUACAGUUCAUCGUGCACGGUGUACGGCGAGCCGGAGCGACUGCCGAUCGAUGAGGGACACGAGACGGGCCGCGGCCUCACUAGCCCCUACGGCAAGUCCAAGUACUUCUGUGAGGAGAUCAUGAAGGAUCUGUGUACUAGUGAUCAGAGAUGGAAGAUAAUAUCGCUGCGUUACUUCAACCCCGUGGGAGCACACCGCAGCGGCCGUAUCGGGGAGGAUCCCGCCGGUAUACCCAACAACCUCAUGCCGUUUAUAGCACAGGUAGCGGUAGGCCGCCUCCCUGAGCUGAUGGUGUUCGGCAACGACUACCCGACGGCGGACGGCACGGGCGUGCGCGACUACAUCCACGUGGAGGACCUCGCCGACGGACACGUCAAGGCCGUGCGCCUCUUCCACCAGCCGGGGUUCAGCGGGUUCCAUGCUGUUAAUCUUGGCACAGGUACCGGCUACUCAGUCCUACAAAUGAUAGAAGCAUUUAAGUCCGCUAGCGGGCGUGACAUACCCUACCGCAUCGUAGGCCGGAGGGCCGGCGACAUAGCAGCCAACUACGCAGACGUGUCCCUCUCACAUCGCCUCCUGGCGUGGAGGGCCACGAGGACUCUGGAGGACAUGUGCGCCGACACUUGGAGGUGGCAGAGUAACAACCCUCAGGGUUUUAAGAGUAGUUAAAUUGCAGAGGAACUGGCUUUGGUAAGUUGUAAUGUUGGUGCCAUACUUGCGGGCACAUGUGUGGCGCUAGCAUUAAAAACUAGUGCAAGUUGUUAUUUAUCCUUUACAAUGUAGCUAAAUAAAUGCAUAAAGUCGACAUAUUUAUAUUUGUAAUUGUUGCUGAAGUAGUUUGAGAAACAAUACUGAUGGUCAGUUGAAUUGAUUUUGUACUUCAUUAUUGAUUGUUAUAAAGUUGAGAAUCGAUUAAAGAUAUUUUUCAAUUGAAGUUGCUGUAUGCUGACGUCAUUAUGGCGUUAAUUUUGACAGAAAUUAAAAAAAAACAUUUACAGCAACAUAUACAGUUUUCAGCCCAGAAUGUUUGAAUACGUAUUCUGUAUUGUAACGCCAUAUUUAUUUAUUUAAGAGAACUGCAGCCAUUUAUAAUAUGAAUUUAAAUUGUUUUAUGAAGUUUUCGAAGCUUUGGUUUGCAACAGGAGUAAGUUUCAGGUUAAAAUAGCCUUAAUUUUGAAGAUCGUAAAGUCUACAUUAGGUUUUCUAUUAUUACUUAAAUGUGAUUAAAAGCAAGUGCAGCAAAAGCAGCAAAACACUGUCAAGAUUUUAAUAGCCAUAUCUAAUUAAAUGAGUGGAUAAAUUAAUGAUUAUUUCUUGGGUAGUGGUACCCAUUUUUAUGUUUUAAAAUGUUUUUAGUAAUCUAUAACAUCGAUAUUUCUAGUCAACACAGCCAUUAAGGACUUUUUUGAGGGGUGAAAAUCAUCCAAUGACUUCCCCCUUGGAAGAGGGGAGAGGAAGUGAGACUUACUGAUUAAAAUCUACCCUGUUCCUAGUUCCUGCUUUUCGAACCGAAGCCCUGAUAACCCGCUAGGUAGUCCGAAGCAUUGCUAAGGACUGGGUUAGAUAACCAUUAAAAUGAUCCUGAGUCCAAUGGGUACUUAUUAAAAUUAAGUUUAUCUUGGUCUUGUCGCAAACCAAAGUCAAUAAUGUAAAACCAACCAUUAAAAGCAAUCGAAUAAUUAACAUUAAAAUAUCAUUAUACCAAAUUUGUUACCAAAAUGUUAGUCGUUCCUAUUGUGUUGCCAUAAUUUAUUUUUAUAUUCUACUGUAUUUAGUAUAUUUUUAUAAUUUAAUGUAAUAUGUAAUUAAUUUUAUUAAUUUAGGACCAAAGCAAUACCAAAUACAUGCCAAAGCAUUUACCGGUGAUUUUAAAGAAGAAAUUUAUUUUUUUAUAAUUAUUUUUUUGUUUAAGAAUGACGAUUUGUUUUAUCCAAUAUUGAAAUUAGCAAUUAGCAUGGAAUCUAGAUAAUUUGUUGCAUUUUUAGAAUUAUAAUUUGACAAAAAAAUAAAAGAAAAUACUUAAUUUUCUACCGUUAUUUUGUUCUAAAGGAUCGCAUUUUAUUUUUUGACUAAUAAUGUCAUAGAGAUAUUAAAUUAUGACUAAAAUUAUAAAAAAAAUCUGUUAACCCUUUAUUUAUAAUCUAUACGCCAGUAACGGGAUUAUUAUUUUUUUAAUUAUAAAUUAGAGUAAGGUGCUAGCUAAACCAAAUGUAACGACGUUGCCUGUCGGCAUAAAACUGAAUUUAUCAUUCCUUAUUUACUUGCUAAAGAAAAUAAUAUUUUGUUUAUUUAUUUUGUGGUGCUAAUUUUUAUUACUUAUGUAAUUAUUUUCAUUUAAUGAUGGAUUGUAUCUUGUUGUGUGUAAUAAAUGAAAUAAAUGUUUAUUAUAUUA
Messenger RNA from Spodoptera frugiperda (fall armyworm), 3070 nucleotides. It is a transcript of the gene Gale, whose product is annotated as UDP-glucose 4-epimerase. The transcript is spliced from 7 exons. Gene Ontology annotation, cellular component: cytosol. The coding region runs from base 253 to 1347 and encodes 364 amino acids. Gene Ontology annotation, biological process: beta-D-galactose catabolic process via UDP-galactose, Leloir pathway. Gene Ontology annotation, molecular function: UDP-glucose 4-epimerase activity. The record is from RefSeq and is a predicted model, not a curated record. NCBI's taxonomy places the organism in Eukaryota, Metazoa, Arthropoda, Insecta, Lepidoptera, Noctuidae.